Molecule: messenger RNA, 1701 nt
Organism: Zingiber officinale
Lineage: Eukaryota; Viridiplantae; Streptophyta; Magnoliopsida; Zingiberales; Zingiberaceae
Product: transcription factor MYB106-like
Exons: 3
Coding region: 399-1418 (339 amino acids)
Source: RefSeq, a predicted model, not a curated record
CAAGAGUCCUUGCAUUCCCAAUCAGACGUUCAUCUCUACCAGAACUCCACCUCCAUGGAUGAAGAAAAAUCAAGAGAUUCAAGCAGCAGUUGAAGGAGCAGAGAGAGAGAGAGAGAGAGAGAGAGAGAGAGAGAGAGAGAGGCUGUAAAGGAUCAAUGUUACGUGCCGCUCGGACCACCCAAGACUUAUUUAUUUCAAUGCCAUUUUUGUAUGGUAACCCUCCAAUUCGAUGAUCAGCAGUCAGCCCUUAGCUUGCUCAGUCUCCCCCUCUUUCUCUCUCUCUCGAUCUGCAAUAAAGAUACCAUUCCACACCUUGGCUUUCGGUGUAGCACGCUGAGAUGGACUGGUGGUUGAUGGCCAUGAGAGCUUAAGCAUUAGGCAUUUGCUUGUGAAUUGUGAUGGGCCGGUCGCCGUGCUGCGAGAAGGUGGGGCUGAAGAAGGGGCCAUGGACGCCGGAGGAGGACCAGAAGCUGCUGGCCUACGUCGAGAAGCACGGACACGGUAGCUGGAGAGCUUUGCCCGCCAGAGCCGGGCUCCAGAGGUGUGGGAAGAGUUGCCGGUUGAGGUGGACCAACUACCUGAGGCCAGACAUCAAAAGAGGGGAGUUUAGUGUGCAGGAGGAGCAGACCAUCAUCCAGCUUCAUGCUCUCCUCGGGAACAGGUGGUCUGCGAUUGCGACGCACCUGCCGAAGAGAACAGAUAACGAGAUCAAGAACUACUGGAACACGCACCUGAAGAAGCGGCUGGCGAAGAUGGGCAUCGACCCCUGCACGCACAAGGCGAAGAGCGACGCCCUCAGCUCUGCCGCUGGCGCCGGCGGCGGGCGCCGCUCACGGAGCGCCGCCAACCUCAGCCACAUGGCGCAGUGGGAGAGCGCACGCCUGGAGGCGGAGGCACGCCUCGUGCGGGAGUCCAAGCUCCGCACGGUCGCCGCUCUGCAGCACCAAAUGGGGUCGUCGCCGCCCUCCUCGGCCGCAUCGCCGCCGGGCUGCCUCGGCGUGCUCCGGGCUUGGCGAGGUCAAAGGUCCGACCUUGAGUCGCCCACCUCCACGCUGAGCUUCGCGGAAGGUCGCCUGCUUAUGGCAGCGGCCGGCGGAGGGCUCGUCGACGGCGACUACCAAGGAGCCAGUAGGAUGGAUAACCUCGCAGGCUUGGAGGUGCCCGACGCGGCCGCCGGAGGUGAGGCACCGUGGCUUGGAGAGGCGUGCGGAUGGGGGCAACUACAAGUCGGCGGAAGCUUCACCGGAAUGCUUCUGGGCGACAAGAAUUCCAACUGCGGCUGUGCCGGCGGCGAUUCUUAUGGAAACAAUGACUACCUGCAAGAGGAGGAAGAGGGGACAGAAAUGAACAAGCACUACUGGAACACCAUUCUCAACUCUGUCAACUCUUCCUCCUCUUCCACCUCGCCGGCGUUCUAGAAUCGAGAAGUAGGCCACUGCUUAAUUCAACAACUUCAUUGCGCGUUUCCAAUUGAAUCUGUAAGAAGCAAACAAAUAAGAUAAAAGAAUUAGGUGCCUGCAUUGGUGCAUUGUCCUGAGAAUGUAACUUCUGUUUUUUUUUUUUUGGUUUGUUUUUGCCUAAAUUUAGUAGUUUUGAAGAACAGGCGAAGUGUUUGUAGCUGAUUACUGUAUUGCUUGCUUAUCAUGUUACUGGCUCACAAAUAUUAGCAAGUUGAAAUACUAGCAAGCAAGUUGAAAGAAC